AUGAGUAACAAUUCCAUUCCAAGUGAUUUUAAACCACUAUUUAUUCAAUGGAUUGAAGAUGAAGCUAUUAAAGCAACUAAAAAGGGUUCAAAACUAGCUAUAUUAUAUAAUAAAUCAUUAGAUCAAUUAAGAACAUUUGAUUUACCUAUAAAUGAUUUAAAAACUUUAAAACUGAUUAAAUUUGUUGGUGAAAAAACAGUUUCAUUGUUAAGAAAAAGGAUAGAUAAUUAUUGUAAUGAUAAUAAUUGGUCUAUACCAUUGGGUUUUUUAGAAAAAGAUGAGCAACAUUCAUUAAAUUUAAAAAAUACUCGGAAUUCAAAUCCAGGUGAUUCAAUAGAUCAAAGACCUACUAAACGUGCUAAAACUACGAGAAAAUAUGUUCCAAAAAAUAGAUCUGGCGGAUUUGCUAUAUUAAUUGCAUUAUAUUUAAAAGAUAAAAUUAGAAAAGGUUUAACUAGAGAUCAAAUUACAACUAUUGCUACUCCUUAUUCAGAUAAAUCUUUUAUUUCAAAUCCAUCAAGUAAAGAAUUCCAUUCUGCUUGGAAUUCAAUUAAAACUUUAAUUAAUCAAGAUUUGGUAGUUGUUAGUGGUAGAUCACCAAAAUUAUAUUAUUUAACUGAUGAAGGUGAAUCAUUAGCAAAACAAUUAAAAACGACAACUGAAAUUACUUCAUCUCCAAUUUCAAAUAAUAAUUAUGUCGAUACUUCCUUUGAUAAUGGUGUUAGAUUAAAUUCUUCUGGUAUAUUAGAUUCAUCAUCACCAAUUAGGGAGCUACAUAAUCCAGCACAUAGUAAUAAAUUUAUACUUGAUGAAUUAGACAAGUUAAAUAAUAAUUCAAGUAAGUUUCAUACAAAUCAUCAUAAUUUAAAUAAUGAUAUGGUUUUAAAUAAUAAUAAAUUUCAACAUGAUUCAAAAAAUAGAUGUUUUAAUAAUGUUAGGUAUGAAAUUUGGCAACCUCAAGAUUAUGAAAUUAUAUUAUAUAUAGAUAAUAGAGAAUUGAGAUCCUCAAAUGAACGUGAUUAUUAUCAAAAAAGAUUAUCUUUGGGUUCAAUAAAAUGUGAAAUUAAAACUUUAGCAUCUGGUGAUGCUUUAUGGAUUGCAAGAAAUUUAAAAACUAAAAAUGAAUCAAUAUUAAAUUUUAUUUGUGAACGUAAAAGAAUUGAUGAUUUAUGUGACUCUAUAAAAGAUGGUAGAUUUCAAGAACAAAAAAAUAGAAUGUCAAAAUCAGGAAUGAAACAUUGUUAUUAUAUAAUUGAAGAAAUGAUGGUUUAUAAAGAUCAUGUAAUUGAUUUAAUGGAAUCUAUAAAAACAAGUAUUUCACAAACAAUGACUAAUGCUCACUAUUAUUUAAGAAGAUUUUCAAAUAUUGAUGAAACUGUUAAUUUUUUAAAUGGAAAUACUCAAGUUAUAAAAGAAAUACUUUCAAAUACAAAUUUAAUAGUAUUAAAACCAUCAGAUAUUAAAAAUCAAGAUCAUUAUUUAGAUAUUUUAUUAUCAUUUAGAAAUAAAUUUGAAAAUUCAAAAAGUAGCAAAUAUGAAUGUGUUCAUUUAUUUUCAAGUUUUCAAGAUUUAUUAGUUAAAUCAAAACAAAUGACUGUUAAAGAAAUGUUUAUAUUAAUGUUAAUGACUAUAAGAGGUUGUUCAUUAGAAAAAGCAAUUACAAUUCAAAAAAAGUUCCCAACUCCAAAAUCUUUAUUAUUAUAUUAUCAAAAAAAUCGACUAAUACCAAUUGAAAUACAAAAGAAAUUAUUAAUGGAUGAAUUUAAAGAUCAAAUUGGAAAUAAGAAAAUAGGUAAAGUUUUAAGUGAAAAAAUAUGGGAUAUAUGGGGUAAUAAUUCUUAA
Molecule: messenger RNA, 1842 nt
Organism: Insectozyma verbasci
Lineage: Eukaryota; Fungi; Ascomycota; Pichiomycetes; Serinales; Debaryomycetaceae
Source: the annotation of a GenBank genome assembly